Daldinia loculata is the source of this 1158-nucleotide messenger RNA. Its product is annotated as thioredoxin-domain-containing protein. The transcript is spliced from 3 exons. Bases 246 to 680 code for a protein of 144 amino acids. Lineage: Eukaryota; Fungi; Ascomycota; Sordariomycetes; Xylariales; Hypoxylaceae. The record is from RefSeq and is a predicted model, not a curated record.
CCAACCUAAUUAUAAUGAUAUUUGUAUAUAAAAUAAUAUCAAAAAUCGGAAUAGUUGUAUAGACCCACCAAGCUCCGCUAUGGUAGGUAGGCACGCAUCAAUUACGCACCUACGAAACACAAGCUUACAAUUACAUUUUUUGGCACAGCCUUGCCCCCUUCCCGUUCCUUAGAGCUAAUACAGAUACAUAAAACCCACCAACACCCCGCGUCUUUUUCCCACUUGCAAAUCAAUUUUUCCCCUCCAUGUCAAGAAACUUAUUCCGAACAGCCCAGUCUACUUCUAGGCAAUCUCUUUAUAGACCGUCGCAUAUCUCAUCAUUGAGGCAGUUUCAUACUACGUCGCCCAGAAUGACUGUACACAACUACCAGACCGCCGACUCCUUCAAGGAGGCCGUCAAAGUUAACAAGGUCGUCCUGCUCGAUUGCUUUGCCACCUGGUGCGGUCCUUGCAAGGCCAUUGCUCCUAUCCUAGCGAACCACUCGAACGAGGAGCAGUUCAAGGACAUCCAUUUCGCCAAGAUCGACGUCGACGACCUGCCCGACCUAGCCCAGGAGCUCGGAGUCACCGCCAUGCCUACCUUCCUGCUCUUCAAGGACGGCGAGUUGGCGCCUGCUGAGAAGCUCGUCGGCGCGAACCCUAACGCGCUCGUUACGCUUCUCAAGAAGAACGCCGCCUAAUUGGUGACCCAUUCGUUGGGUGGGGUCGGUCGGUUGAGAACGAAGUAUGAAUAGAGGGGCGUACGAACUUGGCGUCGGCCGAGAAAGGAUAUCCCACAGAGUUCGAGGUCGCAUUCAUCGGCACGGGUGGUCGCGGAGGAGGCUUUGUCGCGCUCAUGCGUAUGGUUUCUGCUUUGUGAAUAGAGUAGGGUUUACCCAAACCUGAAUGAAUGAAUAAUUCCUACUGCACAGAGUAUUUCAGCCAUGAUGUCUUGUGAUAUCGAUAUCGACGGAGCGGCGAAUGUCUUUUAGGUAAUAUUUGUAAGUUGAUAUUGUCGAAGACAUCGGGUGAUGAAGCCUGAUCGCUUACUGGUAGUGACAUAUUCAAUCUUUAGAAUCGAAAAAGUGAAGAUGAAAGGCUAAUAGCUGUUUUUAUGCAAUGUAGAAACUAUUUAACAUGUCUUCUUAUAUUACUUCCAAGCGGAAGACAGUAUCCAAU